Messenger RNA from Trichosurus vulpecula (common brushtail), 456 nucleotides. Its product is annotated as E3 ubiquitin-protein ligase RNF166-like. Bases 98 to 436 code for a protein of 112 amino acids. The transcript has a single exon. Gene Ontology annotation, biological process: protein polyubiquitination; ubiquitin-dependent protein catabolic process. Gene Ontology annotation, molecular function: ubiquitin protein ligase activity. The record is from RefSeq and is a predicted model, not a curated record. Lineage: Eukaryota; Metazoa; Chordata; Mammalia; Diprotodontia; Phalangeridae.
CCCAAAGAAAGUAGACAAAGCCUCCGAUGUGGAAAAGCAGCUGUCAUCCUACAAGGCUCCGUGCUGGGGCUGCAGCAAGAAGGUGACUCUUGCAAAGAUGAGGUUGCACAUUUCUUCCUGCAUGAAGGUCCAGGAGCAGAUGGCCAACUGUCCCAAGUUUGUCCCUUUAGUGCCAACAAUCCAGCCCAUUCCCAGCAAUAUCCCAAACAGAUCCACCUUUGUGUGUCUCUACUGUGGAGCCCACAAUCUGGCCCAGCAGGAGCUGGUAAAACACUGCAUGGAGAAUCACUGCAAUGACCCCAACCAAGUGGUCUGCCCCAUCUGUUCAGCCAUGCCCUGGAGCGACCCUAGCUACAAGAGUGCCAACUUCCUGCAGCACCUCCUCCAUCAACACAAAUUCUCCUAUGACACCUUUGUGGACUACAACAUCGACUAAGAAGCUGCGUUUCAGGCCGC